Rodentolepis nana is the source of this 1191-nucleotide messenger RNA. NCBI's taxonomy places the organism in Eukaryota, Metazoa, Platyhelminthes, Cestoda, Cyclophyllidea, Hymenolepididae. The record is from the annotation of a GenBank genome assembly.
AUGUCCCAGUUUGAUUGUAUAAGCUCUGAUGCAGAAGAUAAUAUUGAAAAUGUGCAUUAUAUUUCAGACAAAGAUCUUGGCUUUGAUGCUGAUAAUUACAUAAAUAAUUUUGAAAAUGAAACUGCAGAAGCUAGUGAAAAUGUAAACGAGAUAGUAGAUGAAAGCCUCACUGAUAAUGCUGAAGAUAACUCGAAUGGGCUUGUUGUUCUUCACCCGGAUCAUCCCUUGAUGAAAAGAUUUCAAGAUGCCUUGCAAAAAAUGUUAAAAGAACACCUAUCGAAAGCAGAGCUGGAGCUUAAGGAAAAGUCUGAGGACUUAAAACGUUCGAAAACUAUUCAUCUUGAAUUAGGGUCUGAAUUGUAUAAUGCUCAGCAGGAACUAUCAAAAUUUCAGGGACAGCUGCAGAAGAAGCGUGAGGAGCAUAUCGAAUGUCAAGCUAAACGUGAAAAAAUGGACGAGUUGUUGGUUACCUUGCGCCAACAGUUCAAGAAGACCCAAGAGGAGUAUGAUAUUGAGUGCAAAAAAAUGACUAAGAUGAGGGAGGAAGUUGAUAACCUUGCUCUUCGUCUAUUUUAUUUAAAUAAUGCUAAAUUAGAGGUUAAGAGUGAUAUAAGCAUUAUGAAAAGAGCUGCAGAGAAAGUAACCACAGAGUUGACAAAGGCUGAGGAAGUAAAACUUCAUCAAGAUAUGAUUGCUCAUCGAAUGCAACGGACUGUGGAUCAACUAAUGGAGGAUGUUGAACUCCUGAAAGAGCAGGUUAUAGCUGCAGAGGAGGAAUUACGUUCAGGUGAAGUUGUUUUGAAGAAUAUGGAAAGUCAAGUCAUGGGUAUUAAAGCUGAUCGCAAAAGGCUCAUGUCUCAUUGGACUACUAGUUUGAUUGGACUUCAACGCAGAAAUGAAGCCUAUGCGGAGCUAAUGCAGGAUUUCCAGAAAAAGCAGGAUGAAUUGACACUAGUGAACGCAGAGACAGAGGGGAUAAAGAAGGAUAUUACAAAAGAGCAGGAGAAGCAUGAACGCCUGACCCUUCAGCUUCAUCGCACACAGGGUGAUAUUGUAGCCUCUCAAAGGGAACUGGAACGACUCAAAACUCGUCAUGAUGAAAUAAGAGCCGAGUACGCUCAAACACAGCGCAUUAUUGAGGAAACUGAACGAAAUCUUGAAAACGCAAAUACGGUAGGCUCACUUUAUUGA